AUGGCAGAAGAAUUUCAAGAAUCUGAAGUAAUUUUUCCAGAAAAUAAUGAUGAAAGCAAGGAUGUUUCAGUUCAUUUGAAUUCACGAGAAUCAAGAAAGAGCAAGGGCAGAAGGAAAAAGUUGAAUUCAGUUCCGAUGAAUAUCCCGGAAAAUGCGUCCAGAAAUUCAUUGCUUGGGUAUGUGGAUUCAGAUUUUUUCGAAGAAGAUAUUGGUGAUGACGGAGAAAUGAUCCCACCACACGUCAUCAUCGGACGGCGUCUUGCAGGAAAAAUACUGGCGUUUUCCGUCUGCGCCGGGAUUAAUGGAAAGAGACUUAAAGGAAGGAAUUUGAUGGAAGUCCGAAAUUCAAUUCUCAGGAUGACAGGAUUUCUUGAAACAUGA
This is a messenger RNA of Fraxinus pennsylvanica, 381 nucleotides long. NCBI's taxonomy places the organism in Eukaryota, Viridiplantae, Streptophyta, Magnoliopsida, Lamiales, Oleaceae. The record is from the annotation of a GenBank genome assembly.